This is a messenger RNA of Laccaria bicolor S238N-H82, 526 nucleotides long. RefSeq lists its product as uncharacterized. Lineage: Eukaryota; Fungi; Basidiomycota; Agaricomycetes; Agaricales; Hydnangiaceae. Bases 202 to 465 code for a protein of 87 amino acids. The transcript is spliced from 2 exons. The record is from RefSeq and is a predicted model, not a curated record.
GAAGUUGAAGUUCGCGAGCCAGAUCCGCAUUCCUUCGCUUUCUUCCCGCUCGCUACCCUCGCUCCAUACGCCUGGUCCCCCAGUCGUUUCCGUCCAGUCUUGAUUGCUGGCAUGACUUUCUUGGUCUCGUUCCAGGUGCGUACAUUUGGUGCCACUUGUUGAGAGGCCGGAAGCACACCAGCCUUAGAGAGCGGUCCCGAAAUGUUUAAGCAUUCGUCGAGGGCGGUGUUGAGGUUUGCGAGAGAAAAACGUGGACCAAUCUUCGGGCUUGAUCCCUCGACAGGCCGUGAAGGAGUAGAAGGGGAUGGUGGGAGGUUUUCGAGUGGGGAGGCUGUCGAAUCGAAGAGCGGCGCGUCCGCGCUAGGAAUACUAAAGAAAAUCUGGACGGCACACAUGUGCUUGCAAAAGCGUAUGCGGGGGAAUACAGGACAGCUACAAAGAUACAAAUCGAGGUCAAUUUCAUAGUUCUUAUCCGGAUUAGUGUGUGAUGGGGCAAUAAAAUGACUAUCGUCAAUUUUCUGACGUU